Messenger RNA from Paramuricea clavata, 603 nucleotides. The record is from the annotation of a GenBank genome assembly. NCBI's taxonomy places the organism in Eukaryota, Metazoa, Cnidaria, Anthozoa, Malacalcyonacea, Plexauridae.
AUGAAAAUUUGUUUUGGAGACAGCUUGCCGCUUAUAAGAUCAUUGAUAUCCAAUCAACAUGCCCCACUAAAGCAAUCGAACGGCCAAUUCUGUAAAGCAAAUCUUGCCAGUGUUUACAAAUGUCUAUUCGAUCAAGAUUUCGAUGCACACGAUGCUUUAGAAGACGUGAUUGCACUAAAGAGAAUCUUGUUCAGUCCAGAAAUGAGCAUUGAUGUAAAAACAAUAGUGGAUCGCAGCCAGAUAUCUUCAGUUCGUGCCAUGAAAUCUGAUAUGGAAUUCAUCGAUUUUCGCCAUGAUCGUUAUCAAACUUUCGUUGGAAACCUUCACUGUCCAAACGAAGAUCAUAGUCCCAUCUCACAUGGUAUGGCUCUGAAAAUUGCAGGUAGUGGACUCUCCUACAGCGAUCUUCACAACUUGUGGCAGAAAUUUGGGGAAACUGGAGUCGUUGGAAUACUGUUCAUGCCGCCAUACAACCCGAAGGACACGCGAAGUACACCAUCGGACAAAAAUCACCCACGAGUGACGAAGAGCAAAAGGAUUCUAUCGAAUGUCGUGAAAUACUUUCAGUCAUGUAACGUUUCAAAUAUUUCCACCAGUAGUUAG